Drosophila montana is the source of this 1938-nucleotide messenger RNA. RefSeq names its product Sphingomyelin synthase related (gene SMSr). Gene Ontology annotation, biological process: ceramide biosynthetic process. The record is from RefSeq and is a predicted model, not a curated record. Lineage: Eukaryota; Metazoa; Arthropoda; Insecta; Diptera; Drosophilidae. The transcript has 4 exons. Gene Ontology annotation, molecular function: sphingomyelin synthase activity; protein binding; ceramide cholinephosphotransferase activity. Gene Ontology annotation, cellular component: endoplasmic reticulum membrane; plasma membrane; Golgi membrane. The coding region runs from base 1 to 1719 and encodes 572 amino acids.
AUGUGCGACGAUGAAUGUGAAACUUGUGACACAGUGACUCAGCGGGCGGUGCAGGCCUCGCCGGCGAAGCCAGAAGUAACUAUUGCCGAGACACAAACUGAUGCCCCGUUCUGGGAGCCAAGACAACAAGCCAAAAACCCGCAGAGCAAACAAAGAUCGCCGCCCGAUCUGCUGCGUCUGGCCAACUGGCAGCUGGACGAUGUGCAGCAAUGGAUGGGCACCGUGGAGCCCCAUUCCAAAGAUCUGCUCGAAUGUUUGCGCAUCGAGGCAAUCGACGGCCAGGUGCUGCUCGCCCUGACGGAGGAGGAUGUGCGCGAUAUGCGCUACAAGUUGAACUACAAGCUGACCUUUGGCGAGAUGAAAAAGUUUUGGCUAACGGUUUACAAUAUGCAGCUACAGUGGAGGCAGGAGCAGCAGCUGCAGCAGCCGGCGCAGAAGUUGCUCUCGAAUGGCGGCCCAGCCGUCUCCUCGACGCCCCUCGUCCUGGGCAUUUCCAGUACUUUGGGAUCUCCGACAUCGCUUGGCAACGUUUUUAUAACGCCCAAUGUGAACCUCGAGACGUGUCCAUGUCCCGAAGCACAGGACAUGGCCGAUGCACAGCAGGAGAAGAGCAAGCUUUUGGAGGCGCCCGAAUAUUUUAAGACCGCAAUCAGUUUAGGCUACUCUUUCAUGGUCACUUGGAUAACAUCGUUUGUGAUGGUGAUCGUGCACGAGCGUGUGCCCGAUAUGAAACGUUAUCCCCCACUGCCGGAUAUAUUCCUCGACAAUGUGCCGCACAUACCCUGGGCUUUCAAUAUGUGCGAAAUAACCGGUUCGCUAUUGUUCACGAUUUGGCUGAUUGUCCUAAUCUUCCACAAAUAUCGGAUGGUCCUGCUGCGUCGUUUCUUUGCACUGGCCGGCACCGUGUUCCUGCUCCGGUGCGUCACCAUGCUGAUCACAUCGCUGAGUGUGCCGGGCACACACUUGCAGUGCAACCAGAAGGACUUUGCCAUCGACGAUCCGAAUGUGGAUGUGUUUGGCGCCCUGGUAAUACGGAUGACGCGCGCCUAUCGCAUCUGGAGCGGCCUGGGCAUGUCCAUACAGGGUGUGCGCACGUGCGGCGAUUAUAUGUUCAGUGGUCAUACGGUGGCCUUGACGCUGCUCAACUUUUUCAUCACGGAAUAUACGCCGCGCAAUCUUUACUUCCUGCACACGUUGACCUGGCUGCUGAACAUGUUCGGCAUCUUCUUUAUACUGGCUGCCCAUGAGCAUUACUCGAUCGAUGUAUUUGUUGCCUUUUAUAUAACCUCCCGACUAUUUCUCUACUAUCACACGCUGGCCAACAAUCGGGCCCUCAUGCAGAGCGACUCGACGCGCACGCGCAUUUGGUUUCCCAUGUUUAGCUACUUUGAGAGCUCUGUGGAGGGCAUUAUACCCAAUGAAUUUGAUACGCCUGGCACGCUGAUGGAUUCAUUUGUGCAGCAGAUCGUUCGUAUCAAGGAUGAAGCUGUGUUUAUUGCCAAUCGGAUGUGGUUGGCCAGGCAAAUGGAAUCGGAGAGGUCAACAUUGGACAUAUUUCGUACCUCCGAGCCGGAUAACAAAAAUCGUCCGAUGGGCAGCAAUUUGCGCAAGUCUUCCACGCAGGCACCGCAACAGUUUAAGCGGACAACAAAGGAUACAGUCGCCACAGUUGUUGCAACCGAUUUGAGAACUUCGUUCACAGAGAAGAAAGUGCUCUGAGUCUUCCAGCUGCAUCACAAUUCUUAUUUGUUUAUCGUCGUUCCAUGAAUGAAUCAAAACAUUGCGGAGAAAGAAAAACACACACACACACACACACACUCAGACACUCGAACACACACCGACUGAUAAUUUGUACUUUUAAAAUUGAUACUAAUACUUUUCCCCUUACAGCACCUGUUUCUGUAUUAUCAUAUAUAUAUAUAUGUAUAUAUCUAUGCA